AUGAAGCUCGGCUGGUUGGAGUUUGUUGCGGCCACGGCCUCGGUAGCCCAGGCUAAGGACCUUGCGUACUCUCCCCCCUACUAUCCCUCGCCAUGGGCCGAUGGUCAACCCGCCGACUGGUCCAACGCGUACAAACGUGCCGUUGAGAUCGUCUCCAACAUGACUUUGGCUGAGAAGGUCAACUUGACCACUGGUACUGGCUGGCAAUUGGAAGAAUGUGUUGGUCAGACUGGUAGUGUUCCUAGACUUGGUAUCUGGGGUAUAUGUCUGCAGGACUCGCCUCUUGGUAUCCGUUACGGCGACCACAGCUCAGGCUUCCCCGCUGGCCUCAAUGUCGCUGCUACCUGGGACCGCAAGCUCGCCUACCUCCGCGGUGAGGCUAUGGGUCAGGAGUACAGCGACAAAGGAAUUGACGUCCAAUUGGGUCCCGUUGCUGGCCCUAUCGGCAGAUCUCCCGACGGUGGUCGCAACUGGGAAGGUUUCGCCCCCGAUCCGGUCCUGACCGGUGUGCUCAUGGCUGAGACUAUCAAGGGUAUUCAGGAUGCCGGUGUCAUUGCUACUGCUAAGCACUUCAUCGGUAACGAGCAGGAGCAUUUCCGUCAGGUUUCUGAGGCUCUCGACUAUGGUUACAACAUCACUGAGACGGUCAGCUCCAACAUCGACGAUAAGACCAUGCACGAGCUCUACCUAUGGCCUUUCGCCGAUGCUGUUCGUGCUGGUGUUGGUUCCGUCAUGUGCUCGUACAACCAGAUCAACAACAGCUACGGUUGCCAGAACAGUCACUUGCUGAACAAGCUACUCAAGCACGAGCUCGGCUUCCAGGGAUUCGUUAUGACCGACUGGGGUGCUCACCACAGCGGUGUUGCCUCCACCCUUGCUGGUACCGAUAUGUCGAUGCCCGGUGAUAUCUCGUUCGACGAUGGUAUGUCGUACUUUGGUUCCAACCUAACCGUUGCUGUUCUCAACGGUACCGUUCCCGAGUGGCGUGUCGACGAUAUGGCCGUUCGUAUCAUGUCUGCUUUUUACAAGGUUGGCCGUGAUCGCCAGCGCACGCCUCCCAACUUCAGCUCCUGGACCACCGACGAGUACAGCUACGCCCACUACGCCGUUCAGGAGGGCUGGAAGCAAGUCAACCAGCGCAUCAACGUCCAGCGCAACCACUCCGAGAUUAUCCGUGAGGUUGGCGAAGCCAGCACUGUCCUCUUGAAGAACGAGGGUGCUCUCCCCUUGACUGGUGACGAGGAUGUGGUCGGUAUUCUGGGUGAAGAUGCUGGAUCCAACCCCCAAGGCGCCAACGGCUGCGAGGACCGUGGAUGCGACAAGGGUACUCUUGCCAUGGCCUGGGGUAGCGGUUCUGCCGAAUUUCCGUACUUGGUUACUCCCGAGCAGGCUAUCCAGAACGAGAUUCUCAACCGGGACGUCAAGCACCCCGUCUUCGCCGUCACCGACAACUGGGCUUUGGACCAGAUGGCCUCCGUCGCCUCUCAAGCCGAAGUUUCUCUUGUCUUUGUGAAUGCCGAUGCUGGUGAAGGUUUCCUCGUCGUGGAUGGCAACGAGGGUGACCGCAACAACAUCACUCUCUGGAAGAACGGCGAGAACGUCAUCAAGACUGUCAGCGAGAACUGCAACAACACCAUCGUGAUCAUGCACACCGUCGGACCCGUCGUCAUCGACGAAUGGUAUGACAACCCCAACGUCACCGCCAUCGUUUGGGCUGGUCUGCCUGGACAGGAAUCCGGAAACGCCAUUGCCAACGUUCUCUACGGCCGUGUCAACCCUGGUGGCAAGAGCCCCUUCACCUGGGGCAAGAGCCGCGAGGCAUACGGUGCCCCGAUCCUCACCGAGACAAAUAACGGCAUCGGUGCUCCCCAGGUCGACUUCACCGAGGGUCAAUUCAUUGACUACCGCCGCUUCGACAAGUACAACGAGACCCCCAUCUACGAGUUCGGCUAUGGUCUGAGUUACACCACCUUCAAGUACUCCAACCUCCACGUCAAGGCCCUGAACGCCUCCAAGUACGUUCCCACCACCGGCAAAACCAGCGCCGCACAAACUCUCGGCGAAGCCGGAAAGCCUUCGAACUACGUCUUCCCCAAGGGCUUCGACCGCACCACCAAGUUCAUCUACCCCUGGCUGAACUCCACCGACCUGAAGAAGUCCGCCAACGAUCCCGAAUACGGCCUCGAGACCUCCGAGUACAUUCCCGAGAACGCCCAGGACGGCUCUGCCCAGCCCCGUCUCCCCGCCAGCGGCGGCCAGGGCGGCAACCCGGGUCUCUACGACGAGCUCUUCCGCGUCUCCGCGACCAUCAAAAACACGGGCAAGCUCGCCGGCGACGAAGUGCCUCAGCUGUACGUCUCUCUGGGCGGCCCCAACGAGCCCAAGGUUGUCCUGCGCAACUUUGACCGCAUUACACUGCAGCCUGGGCAGGAAGUCGUGUGGUCGACUACGCUUACCCGUCGCGACCUUGCCAAUUGGGACGUUGCUGCGCAGGACUGGGCUAUUACGCAGUAUCCUAAGAAGGUGUUUGUAGGGAGCUCGUCGCGCAAGCUGCCGCUGCGGGCUUCACUGCCGAGGGUGCAGUAG
Molecule: messenger RNA, 2586 nt
Organism: Aspergillus chevalieri
Lineage: Eukaryota; Fungi; Ascomycota; Eurotiomycetes; Eurotiales; Aspergillaceae
Product: beta-glucosidase
Exons: 3
Coding region: 1-2586 (861 amino acids)
Biological process (GO): glucan catabolic process
Molecular function (GO): beta-glucosidase activity
Source: RefSeq, a predicted model, not a curated record